CCUUUCCCUACUAUAUUAUACUUCACUCAUCACUUCGCGUUGGAUCCAUUCUCGCUUCACGCAUGUUCUAUUGGAAUGACCUGCUGCAUUUUACUCAAUCUUCUCGAUCAAUAAUUACGACGAUAGGCCCGGCUUGUGAUUGUUUUCGAGAACCAGUCCCCUAUUUCCUCCUGGCCCGUGGCUUCUACAUCAUUAGAGCGGGUGGAGGGGAAGAUCUGCCGGGCAUUGGGCUGCGCUGUGCACGCGCUCCACUCCCGCAUACUAGGAAGGUACGCACGCCGCAUGAUGCUGCUGCCGCCGCUGUGGUUCCCUUUCACACCUCUCAUGAUACCCGUGGACUGCUGUAUGACCCACGAGCUAAGAGAAUACCACGGGCUGUGGCCAUGGGACAUGAACCGAUGGCUUCCCAAGCUACUGCAAUGGAAACAGACCCGGCCGCAAGGCAUGCCUGUUGCACAAUCCACGGUGCUGCUGCUUCUUCUCUUCUCAUCACUUCGCGUUGUGAUUCAUGGGAACUACCUUUCAAUCACCAACACUAUCGUUACCCAGCUAACAGUCAAGACUGGCGGCACACUAUCAACCACCUUCGACUGUCUAAGUAACCUUCGAAACACAGAUCCUUGACCACGCAAGUGUGUGAAAACGAAUGAAACGACAACACUCUUGAACCGACCACGUACACAAAAUUCAAUCAUUCC
Dissoconium aciculare CBS 342.82 is the source of this 698-nucleotide messenger RNA. RefSeq lists its product as uncharacterized. The transcript has a single exon. The record is from RefSeq and is a predicted model, not a curated record. Bases 63 to 602 code for a protein of 179 amino acids. Lineage: Eukaryota; Fungi; Ascomycota; Dothideomycetes; Mycosphaerellales; Dissoconiaceae.